Labeo rohita (rohu) is the source of this 2495-nucleotide messenger RNA. RefSeq names its product nuclear factor, interleukin 3 regulated, member 4 (gene nfil3-4). Gene Ontology annotation, cellular component: nucleus. The record is from RefSeq and is a predicted model, not a curated record. Bases 439 to 1224 code for a protein of 261 amino acids. The transcript has 2 exons. Gene Ontology annotation, molecular function: DNA binding; DNA-binding transcription factor activity. Gene Ontology annotation, biological process: regulation of DNA-templated transcription; circadian rhythm. NCBI's taxonomy places the organism in Eukaryota, Metazoa, Chordata, Actinopteri, Cypriniformes, Cyprinidae.
UGGUGUGUAGAGCCAUCAACUCUGUGUUAAAAGAAGUAGACACAGACAGCGGCUUGUGGGCUGAUCUCAUAAAGAGGCGAACAGGCAGCCUCUAACUUUUAAUCACACUUCACACCAAAGAGAAGCCACGAGUCAGAGAGGAGAGCGUUUAAUCAACGCUGCGAGGCAGGUGAGACACUCAGGUCACACACAGACAAGACAAGUGUUUGAAGUGUGGAGAGUCGGCUGGUUCCAGUAAUGAGGAGCAUCCUUCGUAAUGCCAACGCUGGGUGACCCGACAAGGCUUCAGGAACUGCAAGAAGCUGUGAAGGUAAAGCUCCUGGUGGCAGCAUGACUGAGAAGAGACACUAACAUCUGAGUAACUCCAGACACCACACACAGAAAGAGAACCAGGUGCAUCUUGUGCGAAACCAAUCAGAAGAGUCAUACCUGCUGAAAAUGGAGUCUGCUUUCUCACGGGUGAUAUGGGAACCUGAGGGAGAGUCCGAAGAGCUCUCUCCGAGAGGUCUUGGACUGCGUCGCAAACGGGAAUUCAUCCCCGAAGACAAGAAAGACGCGACCUACUGGGAGAAGCGCCGCAAGAACAAUGAGGCGGCAAAGCGCUCGCGAGAAAAACGAAGGGUGAACGACUACGUCUUGGAGACUCGAUUGGUUUCGUUGAGUGAGGAAAACGCACGCUUGCGAGCAGAGCUCUUGGCUUUGAAGCUUCGAUACGGUUUGCUUAACCCUGGGACGCCCUAUUCAGCUUCUCAAAGGGCGCUAUCUCAGCUUCACGCUUUGGCACCGCAACCUUUGGUUUCUUGCCCAGACAAAGACCUCUACUGGGGUAGACGCCAAGACAGAGAGGCUUCUCAUCUAUCAGGGAGCCAACAAGCACCGGUCUGUCUUGGUACUCACCCCGGGUCAGCCUUCCUGCCUACGCAUCCCAUGGCGAUACGAAGAAACCACCCGUACUUCCUAGACUUCCCCAGCCUCCAUUCUUCUACAGCCACGCCUUUACUCUUUCCCUCACACCUCGCCUCAACAGCGGCACCUUGGGCGGGACGGCCCCUGCUCCAGCCAGGGAAUCAGAGGAUCUUGUCGGACGAGGAAGGUGAGCAGCAGGUGCCAGCAGAUUCUAGCACCGCUCUGCCGCAUAAACUAAGACUAAAGACACAAAACUCCCAGCGCAAAGAUAGCAGAGAUAAAUCUGCGUCUCCAAUCCCAGCAUACAUUUCUGAUUGAAAUCAAGCUGUUGACAAAAUGACUCAGUAGUUGUGAGUCAUCCUACUCAUUUUUGAUAACUGAACAGUGGCUGUAUACCAGGAAGUUUGUUACAAACCAUUGUGAUAAAAAAAAUAUUUCUUUGAUCAAAAGGUCACACUUUCAGAUCAAGUUUCCAAGAGUCAAUAUUUCCAUCAUUGAGGUUUAAAAUGGCAGACUUGAAUUGGGAUUAUGACGCACAUGUUUAGUUUUUUUUUUUAUCUUUUAAUAUCGACAGGAAAGUAGGGGUGAGAGAAGGAGAACAGUAUUUUAGCUACAGAAAAAGGAAUUGACUAAAAUUGGACUCGAACAGGAAUCGAACCACUAACUUGUCCAUAACUUCCACCAUCUUUCACAAUAACUUCUAUUGUGAAUGCAUUUACAUUUAUGUAUUUGGCAGAUGCUUUUAUCCAAAGCAACUUACGUUGCAUUUAGGUGUAUACGUUAUAUCAUUCAUAGAUUACCUGGAAACAGAACCUUGGCGAUUAAAACAAAAAACGAAAAAAGCAGAAUUGAAAAAAGAUGUUACAUCUGUACACAUGCUAAAAUAUUUUAUUACAAUCCAAAGCACAAUGCAAACAGAUACUGAUGUCAUCUCUUUGCAGUUUCUUUCAAAAUGUGAACAUAAGUUUCUGAGAGGCCUAAAACCGCUUAACCACCGAUCAGAUGCAUGCAAAUGAGACCAAAAGAAAUUUAAGGGAUACUCACCACGUGUCAAAGAGCCUGAAAAGAGCGGGUAAGAGGAUAUUUCUGGAAUCCUUUUGUCGGGGUGAAGAUUGCAUGCUUGUACUUUUAUUUGACUUCCUUUUUGAUUGUGUCAUGUGACGUCUCAUUCAUGUGACUUGUUUGAUACAGCACCUGUGUUUGGAAAGGUGUUUAUGCACCAAGUAAGGUCACCUGUGACCCAUGUGAAAACAAUUGCUUGCUUGCUACUCAAAAGUUAAAGCUGUGAUGCAAUAAGUGGCCUGUAUUUUCUGUAAACGUUUUGUAAAGUGAACCCCGGGUAUUAAGACUUGUUUGGCUUAAUAUAAUGUAAAUGACGUUUCUUACUUAAAUAUGCAGUAGAAAACCAUGAGAGAUUUACAUUUUUUUAAAAAAAUCCACGUCGUUUUGUAUUUAUUUUGGGGGGGGGGGUUGGUAUGAUGUCAAAUAGUUGCAUGCACUUGGUGAGCUACUGCCGCUACCUGUUGCCAUUAUUAGACAACACAACUUAAAACACAACUCAGAAAAAAAAAAAAAAAUGAUACAAUGAC